This is a messenger RNA of Pristis pectinata (smalltooth sawfish), 470 nucleotides long. Its product is annotated as glioma pathogenesis-related protein 1-like. The record is from RefSeq and is a predicted model, not a curated record. Bases 18 to 470 code for a protein of 150 amino acids. The transcript has 3 exons. NCBI's taxonomy places the organism in Eukaryota, Metazoa, Chordata, Chondrichthyes, Rhinopristiformes, Pristidae.
CCGCCGACCCGCUCGCCAUGGACUCCUGUGCAGUCGGAGCCCUGUGGCUGCUCUCGCUCUGCUCGCCCGGUUACGCCGUUGACAUCGACACCACCGCCGAGUUCGUCAGGCAAUGCGUGAACGAGCACAACCGAUACCGGUCGUCGGUGUCGCCGGGAGCCGCCAACAUGCGCUUCAUGAGCUGGGAUGCAGGACUUGCUAAAACUGCCAAAGCAUGGAGCAAGACAUGCAAGUUCAAAAACAAUCCAUUUCUGAAAAUCAAAGGAAAGGGCCAUCCAUAUUUUGAAAGCAUAGGAGAAAACCUCUAUGUUGUAUCAGGCAAUUUUUCUGUGGUGGAAGCUAUUAAAGAAUGGAAUGCAGAAGGCAGUCAUUUUGAUUAUGACAAAAACACAUGCUUGAAGAAUCAAAAGUGUGACCGUUUCACCCAGAUGCUAGAAAUCAUGGGUACUGAAAUAAUAGUGUACGUUUAG